Messenger RNA from Trametes versicolor FP-101664 SS1, 2196 nucleotides. RefSeq lists its product as uncharacterized. Lineage: Eukaryota; Fungi; Basidiomycota; Agaricomycetes; Polyporales; Polyporaceae. The transcript has 9 exons. Bases 1 to 2196 code for a protein of 731 amino acids. The record is from RefSeq and is a predicted model, not a curated record.
AUGCCGUUCAACCGGUUCGUGGAGACCCAAGACAGCCCGCGGAUCCUCCAUGGAUUCGUGAUGGAAGCGCCGCCGAGCGCGUCACAGAGAAGCUCAGCGACGUCGGACGCGGAGGCAGACUCACCCGCGCGAGGCGAUAUAGGUCGUGCACACCCGUCAGGCCAUCAGCGAAUCUCCCCACUCCCCGGUACUUGUCCCUCUGAGCCGAACGUGUUCCAGGUGUUGCACGACUCAGAAACGAACCCGGCAUACGGCUCUGCGGCCUCUCAGACUCUGGAGAUGACUAAACGUCCGCGGCUGCAGUCUCACAUGGUCUUCGACGACCAGGAAGAGAGUUCCGACGAGGAGGAGGCGCCACUGCCGAAGAAGGCGAAACCUCACGCAGCCGCAGCACGCGACAACGCUGCCGAAAGAUCGCGUGUGCGUUCAAGCACACCAUCCGGUAAGAAAGGUGCACGUCCUGUCGCUGCUGGUGGAAAAGGGAAGGAGAAGGAAGUACAGCCCGCAAGCGGGCACAACAAAGGUGUUGGAGGGCUUGCGCGGCUUGCUGCUGCCAGUGCUAGUGGUGGCGGAGCUAAGAGCGGCGGGGAUAAGGGUGAAGGCGGCUCGCGGGCUCACGGGUAUGCAGGGGGCGGGAGUGCUGCACUCUUCUCUGCAAAACACGUCGGAGAUCAGAUCGCCCAGUGCCGGACGAAGCUGGACUCUAUGAACACCGUAGUCCACAGCCACGACGCGAGCCUAGAGGAGAUCAAGCAUCAGGUAGAUGCAGUGAUCGGCGACUUUGAGGACCUCGAUACAGUCGUCGCCAAGCUGCUCAAGGCCACUCACAAGCAUGUUUCGAACGUCCAUCGCCUUGAAGAGCGCCUCGAGGUCGUAGAGGAGCGCAUGCAGGGCGCAAUUGACGGCGCGCUUGCAGGAAUGCAGGACGCUAACAAAGCGGCGCAGGCGGUUGUCGACGAGGCGGCGAAACCCGGGGAAAAGCAAAGAGACAAUCCACUACAGGAUGCGGUUCGCAAGUGCCUGUACUCGAUGAUGGGGCUCCCGUUCAAUGGCGAGUUGCCAAAGCCGUUCUCCGGGACGUACUGGGAGUCCGUGUACGAGGAAGGCGCGACCGAACCGACGAGCUUGCUGCGCCCCGACUGGGAGGCGACGUGGUCAGCCAACCAGAGCUCCUGGAGCUUGAAGGCGGUCUUGCGUAUCCAAACGCGCGGGCACGAGUACGCCGCAUCCCUCAGCAAACAGCACCUGAUGGCGCUUUCGCGAGACACCAUUGUGAACGCCAUCCGAGUGGUCUUCCUGUCCAUGGCCAAGCGGUGGAAGCUGGAGCAUGCCCAGGAUGGAGAGAAGGUGAAGAAAGAAAGAAACCUGUACGCCAAGAAAAGCGGGCGCAAAAGAAAUAGGGCCGAGGGACGUGUCAUCGCGCGUAAGAAAGUCCCCGCUGCACAAGCUCCGGAGUUCGACUUCUGGUUCCAUUGGAAGUAUCAGUCUACCGACGAGUCAGAGGUGGAGGAGAUCGUACCAGUGAAGCAUGCAGUAGACCCCGACUCCGACGCCGAGGGCGCGAGCAAGAAGCGUCCGACAGUCCCCGUAUUUCGCAAAGUGCUGGUCUCGCAUUCGCCUGCAUGGCAAACACCGGAGGGGAAGGCUGUACUUAAUCUCGUCGACGCAGAGGCUGCAAAGAAUGCCCGAAAGAAGGGUGGUCGGGGCAGCACUCACACCCAUCGCCGGGCCGGCGCACCUCGCUCGUUCAAGAAGACCUCCUUGCCCAGCUUCACGCGCGGUAAGGCGGCGGUUCUCAUUCCGCGUGCGAUGGUGAAUCAAGCGUGGCUAAAGAGGAAUGUGCCUUCAGACGACGACGGUGAUGGCGUGGGCUAUGGUUCAGGUGGCAGCGGUGGUGACGAUGACGACGGCGAGGAGGGCGGUGGCAGCGACGAUGAUGGUGAGGCAGGCGGUGGCUAUGACGAAGGCGGGAGAGCUGGCAGCGGAAACGACGACGCAGGGUUUCGGAGCGAUGCUGAUGCAGAGUUAGAAGACAAGCAGCAGAAUGGGGGGCAGAGAGAGGCGUCGGGAGAGCUGGAGUAUGCAGUCAUCCAGGCCCUCGAGCUCAUCAACACGAUCAGGUUCUUGGGCAUCCUGCGUGAACAUUCCGUCAGUGGCAGCGUCUGCGAGCACAGCAACAUUGCAACACUUGCGUGA